UGCGAAGGAGUAUACGUGGUGUUUACGAGACGGUUGCCGGUACCUCAGAUUAGAACUACCAGCUGGCGGACAGCAAACAUAUAAAGUGCCGGCAUUUUGCGAAACUUGCAGACCAUUUCAGCACAUCUCAACACGCACCACAGCAGCAGCCCACAAACCCCAUUGUCCACCGCCAGCCUCGAGGACUAAAUCCCAGCCAAGAUGCUCUCCUCCGCCAUCCUCCUCCUCGCCGGCACGGCCGCAGCUGCCGUCGCUCCCCGUGCCGACUGCCGCACCACAAAGGUCCAGUCGGGCGACAGCUGCGGCACGCUCGCCGCGCGCUGCGGCAUCAGCGGCAACGACUUCACCCAGUACAACUCGUUCACCCCGAACCUGUGCUCGACCCUCGUCCCCGGCCAGAUCGUGUGCUGCUCCUCGGGGUCCCUCCCGGACACCCGCCCCAAGCCCAACCCGGACGGCACCUGCGCGUCCUACGAGCUGCAGAGCGGCGACUACUGCGCCCUCAUCGCCGGCAACUCCGGCAUCAGCGUCUCCGACCUCGAGCGCUUCAACGAGGGCAAGAGCUGGGGCUGGAAGGGCUGCAGCUACCUCCUCGUCGGGCAGCGCGUCUGUCUCAGCGACGGCAAGCCGCCGCUCCCCGCGCCCAACCCCAACGCCAUCUGCGGCCCGACCGUGCCGGGCACCGAGUACCCCCAGAACGGACAGUCGUUCAAGGACCUCAACCCUUGCGAUGCGCCCGAGGACUGCUGCUCCCAGUGGGGCCAGUGUGGCAGCACCGAGGAGCACUGCGCUCCUUUCUGAGAGCUGUCUGGAAUACUGUCUUGUCAUGAUCCAGCUGAUCAAAGUGUCAGCCCCUUGGCGGUGUAGGAAAGUGACGAGUGUAGGCAGCGACAUGUGAGAGUGUUCUCUGCAUCAUGGCAAUGUUUAAGGACGUGGAGGGGUUUAAAAAUUGUACAUACUUUAUAUUCUAUCACCUC
Microdochium trichocladiopsis is the source of this 977-nucleotide messenger RNA. RefSeq lists its product as uncharacterized. The record is from RefSeq and is a predicted model, not a curated record. Bases 202 to 801 code for a protein of 199 amino acids. Lineage: Eukaryota; Fungi; Ascomycota; Sordariomycetes; Xylariales; Microdochiaceae. The transcript has a single exon. Gene Ontology annotation, molecular function: chitin binding.